GUUCACCGGCUUGUUUUUGGUAAAAUGGCAGAGGUCAGCCAGCGGCUCGGGACCGGAGCCUACCGGCUGGUGACCGCCUGUCCUGGCCAAGCUCGCCCGCUGCGGCCCAUAAGACCCAGGGGGCUUUUCCCGGUCAAUGACACCUGCAUCCAGGGACACUUUACCGAAAAAUGCGUCCAGCUAUUAAAAGGAAGAGUCCCUCAGCGGAGUCCUGAGAAACUUAACAGAGUAAGACAAACUGCAACUCAUCUUGACUGCACUUCUUUAAACGCACAUUUAGCUCGUUUAUUCUGGCUUCCGGACACCAGAAAGAGCCCAACAGUCACCAAAACAAGUCUGCUGAUCCCGACUGGGCGCCUUCAGGAAAAGCUGUUCUCCUGCGUGAAGCCCAUCUGGACCAGUGGGGCUGCUUCAAUCCACCCCGACACCUGGUGGUCCCCUCGGCAGCUCAGAACCUUCUGCACUGUCCUCCUCAUCCUCGCAGAUGACGGAUCCUCACUGACACACCUGAAGCUCCACCCAGGUGCCUGUAAAGCCUCCACAGCAGCUAGAAGUUACAGCAGGUGGUCAGAGGAGGCUCCUCUGCUGCACAGGAGUAAAACCGCCUAUUAUGACGUCCUCAAAGUGACCCCAAGUGCUACACAGUCACAGAUCAAGACGGCCUACUACCAGCAGUCCUUCAUCUAUCAUCCUGACAAGAACCCGAGCAGCGAGGAAGCCACACAGCGCUUCGCUGAGAUCAGCGAGGCUUACACCGUGCUGAGCAACAUCAGCCUGAGGAGGAAGUACGACCGAGGCAUCCUGAGCCAGUCUGACCUGCAGAACCCAGAGAAGCCGUCCUCCAAAGACGCAUCGAGCAGAGCCACAAGCUCCCAGCAGCAUUAUCGUCAGCAGAGAGCCAGGCCAUUCUCCCAAACCGGUGGUCGGCCCAUGUUUGACUUUGACGCCUUUUUUCAGGCUCACUACGGAGAGCAGCUUCAGAGGGAGAGGGACCUAAGAGUCAAGAGGAAGCAGAUGGAGGAAGAGCAGAAGAAGAGGCUGAAAGAGUACCGUCAGGAGAAGAUGCGGGAGCUCUUUGCGAUGAUGCUGGCGACCAUGUCAGUGAUGAUCUUGAUCAGUCUGUUCAGGUUUUGACCCAGCAGCAGCAGCAGACAGUGGCUGAUGUUUCUCGGAUGGAGGCGGUGGCUGAUGCUGCACAGUUUGGCAGCAAGAGUUGAAACUCCAAGAGUUUUCAACAUGGAUUUUGAUGUUUCUGAAGGAAACAUUUAUGGCUCUUCAUCUUUCAAAUCGGCAUCGACGCAAAAUGGUUGACUCCUCAAUGAUCCGAGACUGACUGCAUAUGAAUGAGGAGUUGUUUUUAAGCUCAUUUCAGCUUUAAGCUGCUUGCAUUUUGAAAUCAUUUUCUUUUCUAUAGCUAAAAUGUGAAAACACCAGAAAAUCUGACUUCUCAAACGCCAAAACAAACAGACAAACAAACAAACAACAAAAAUAUAACUUUAAUUGUAGAAUUUCAACCAAUACAAGCACAAAAUUAUUGUUUUCCUGUAAACAUGCUUUUCUUAAAGGAGCAUCAAAUCAAAAAAUGCAACAAAAAAAAAAAGUUCUAAAGAACGUGUGCUAAGUCACUUACAAUUUUGCAUAGCUUCAUUCAGCGACUCUAGUAAUAACCCUCACCGUUCUGAUUAUGCUUGUCAUGUUGAGCAGCUUUCUGUGAUUGAACUUCAUAAAUGGUGAUCUUAGAAUAUCAUGGUCAAAGUUUUUUCACCUAAAGCUCUGCCUCAGUAUUGUUUCAGCCAGAAACAAGUACUUUGGAAACAAUACCGUUUACUUUUUACUUGCAUUCUCACUUCUGAAGCCAGGCAGAUUUUGGCACCUUAAAGUGAUUGUUUUCUCUCCAAAUGAGGCCUAAAGAUGAAAAAGACGGUUGCUCUUUUUAAUGAUGCUCAAGUUUUUUCUUCCCUUUACACUGAAUAUGUAAUAGAAAAAUAAAUGCAUAUUAUAUGCACAGAGCAAAUGUAAACAUCUGAUAGUUUCCUUAGGUGUGUAAAUGAAAAUAAAUCUACGUACUGUACAGAAAUGAUGCUUCUGUAUCAUUAUCAAAGUAUUAAAAUCUACAAAUAUUUUAA
This is a messenger RNA of Poeciliopsis prolifica (blackstripe livebearer), 2126 nucleotides long. RefSeq names its product DnaJ (Hsp40) homolog, subfamily C, member 30b (gene dnajc30b). The record is from RefSeq and is a predicted model, not a curated record. The transcript has a single exon. The coding region runs from base 25 to 1134 and encodes 369 amino acids. NCBI's taxonomy places the organism in Eukaryota, Metazoa, Chordata, Actinopteri, Cyprinodontiformes, Poeciliidae.